Messenger RNA from Loxodonta africana (African savanna elephant), 11457 nucleotides. It is a transcript of the gene ZNF652, whose product is annotated as zinc finger protein 652. Gene Ontology annotation, molecular function: DNA-binding transcription factor activity, RNA polymerase II-specific. Lineage: Eukaryota; Metazoa; Chordata; Mammalia; Proboscidea; Elephantidae. Gene Ontology annotation, cellular component: nucleus. Gene Ontology annotation, biological process: regulation of transcription by RNA polymerase II. The record is from RefSeq and is a predicted model, not a curated record. The transcript is spliced from 6 exons. The coding region runs from base 882 to 2705 and encodes 607 amino acids.
GGAGGCAGGGGCUGCACGGAUUAGCGGACUGGGGGGAGGUUUGCACCGGUCCUCUUGCGAGGAUCCUCCUGCCCUGCAGCUGGUGGCGUGCAGCCGCUGCCUCCCCCUGCCCUGCGGUUGCGCCCAAACCUCCAGCCCCCGGGAGUAUCGUGCCGCCAGGAGAUGAAAUGCAGCUGAUGUACACCCACCACCAGCAGCCCCAACACUCACCCCAGUGGGUAAUGCAGACCUUUCUCCACCCCCACCUCCUCUCCUCUCCAAUCAGGCUCUACUUUUCUUAGAUCCGAGAUCCUAAAGGUAGUGACACCGCCGUUACAUCUUCACAGAACAUGCUCGUUGUCGAGGGUUGUCUCCUGUAGAAAUGAUAAAUGCCCCAGCCUCACUCUCCAAGUCUGUCUUCACGAUUUAAGAUCCCAUACGCCCUUCUUUGGAGGCCAGUCUUUGAUCCCAUCUAGUAUCCACCUUCCCACCGCCCCCCAGCAUACACGCACGCGUACUUCCUGAUUGCGGAACAGCCCCUGUCAUCGCGAAUCCAUUGUCGGGAAUGGCUUGUGCCAAUCAAAGGAAUGUGGUUUUGCCUUUGGAGAAGGGUGCUUUCCACAACCAUGUUCUCGGGAUGUUCCUGAAUAAGAUGCUCCAAGCCAUUUGCAGCUCUCUUCAGAAGAAAAAUCGCUAGUGCUCUGCUCUUGCCAUAAUACCAAACCUUUUUGACUUAUGCUUUGGUGCUGUAACACUGGAAGAAUUGCGCACAGAUUCCAGGAAGAUCUUUUUCAUUUGAGUGAUUCUUUAUGGAUGGAAAAAGAUUGGAGUCUUAAUAGUUACCCUGUUUUAUUGCUAUUUCUCUGUAGUCUGAACUGCUUAAUAAAUUGGGCCACUUACCAAUGAGCCACGUGACCAGUUCUUGUCAAGAGCUGGUUGAAAAUUGUGCUGUGCAUGUAGCAGGGAUGGCACAAGAAGAUAGUCGUCGUGGUCAAGUGUCAUCUACCUUUUAUCAUGGUGCCAACCAAGAACUCGACCUGUCCACCAAAGUGUACAAAAGGGAAUCAGGAAGUCCUUAUUCUGUGUUAGUGGACACCAAGAUGAGCAAACCACAUCUCCACGAAACAGAGGAACAGCCAUAUUUCAGGGAGACAAGAUCAGUGUCCAGCGUGCAUGCUGUUAAAGAAGACCAGGAGAAUUCUGAUGACACAGAAGAGGAGGAGGAUGAAGAAGUCUCUUACAAAAGGGAGCAGAUCAUAGUGGAGGUAAACCUUAAUAAUCAAACAUUAAAUGUAUCUAAAGGGGAAAAGGGUGUCUCUUCUCAGUCCAAAGAGACUCCUGUUCUUAAGACAAGCAGUGAGGAUGAAGAGGAAGAGAGUGAGGAAGAUGCCACAGAUGACAGCAGUGACUAUGGAGAGAACGAAAGGCAGAAGAAAAAGGAGAAGAUAGUGGAGAAAGUCAGCGUUGCACAAAGGAGAAGGAGGAGAGCUGCCUCUGUUGCUGCAGCUACCACUUCCCCUACUCCCAGAACUACAAGAGGUCGUAGGAAGAGUGUAGAGCCACCUAAGCGUAAGAAGCGGGCCACAAAGGAGCCCAAAGCACCAGUGCAGAAAGCUAAGUGUGAAGAGAAAGAGACUCUGACCUGUGAGAAGUGCCCCAGGGUGUUUAAUACUCGCUGGUACCUGGAGAAGCACAUGAACGUUACUCACAGGCGCAUGCAGAUCUGUGAUAAAUGUGGCAAGAAGUUUGUCCUGGAAAGUGAGCUGUCCCUUCACCAGCAAACAGACUGUGAAAAAAAUAUUCAGUGUGUUUCCUGUAACAAAUCGUUCAAGAAACUCUGGUCCCUUCAUGAACAUAUCAAGAUCGUCCAUGGAUAUGCAGAAAAGAAAUUUUCCUGUGAAAUUUGUGAGAAGAAGUUCUAUACUAUGGCUCAUGUGAGGAAACACAUGGUUGCACACACAAAAGACAUGCCAUUUACAUGUGAAACCUGUGGAAAAUCAUUCAAGCGCAGUAUGUCACUCAAGGUGCACUCCUUGCAGCAUUCUGGAGAGAAGCCCUUCAGAUGCGAGAACUGUGACGAAAGGUUUCAGUACAAGUACCAGCUACGCUCCCACAUGAGCAUCCACAUUGGGCACAAACAGUUCAUGUGCCAGUGGUGUGGCAAGGAUUUCAACAUGAAGCAGUACUUCGACGAACACAUGAAAACACACACUGGAGAGAAACCCUUUAUCUGUGAAAUCUGUGGCAAAAGCUUCACCAGCCGCCCCAACAUGAAGAGGCACCGCAGAACUCACACAGGCGAGAAGCCCUAUCCAUGUGAUGUGUGUGGCCAGCGGUUUCGCUUCUCCAACAUGCUUAAGGCCCACAAGGAGAAGUGCUUUCGGGUGACCAGCCCUGUGAAUGUGCCACCUGCUGUCCAGAUCCCACUUACAACUUCCCCAGCCACCCCAGUUCCUUCUGUGGUGAACACACCCACAACCCCAGUCCCUCCAAUCAAUAUGAAUCCUGUAAGCACUCUUCCCCCUCGGCCUAUCCCCCACCCCUUCUCACACCUUCACAUCCACCCACACCCUCACCACCCACACCACCUUCCCAUCCCUCCAGUCCCUCACCUCCCCCCACCUCCAGCUCUCUUUAAGAGCGAGCCUUUAAAUCAUAGAGGCCAGAGUGAGGACAACUUUCUGCGGCACCUGGCGGAGAAGAACAGUUCAGCACAGCAUCAUUAACAUCCGUCUCCUCAAGUGUGUUCUCCAGGAAUUGAGUUCCUAUAUGUGACUUGCAAGGAGGGAGUUGGUGAGCAUUUCUGUAGCUGUCAGACUCUCCUCAGCCCUCACCAAGAGCUUUGCCAUUGUCUUGGUAGAUCAGAAGAUCCAAGGGAAUGAACCAGAAGACAACCUUGAGCUCCCAGAGGAAACUGUCAUCUAACCAGGGGAACCACUGAACUAACGCCCAAUUUGCUUGCAUUUUCUGGUGACUUUUAUAAAUUUCAAAUACUAAGACUUGUGAAAUUUUAUAAUUUCAUAUCAGCUGAUGAGGUAUGCUUGCUUUUAUAUCCUGGACUUCUCCUCAAAGAGGGGACAGGCCUGGUGUCCUUUGUACUAAUCGGGAAGGCUGUGAGAUUAAUCCAGAGCAUUAAUUGUAUCACUGUGUAUCGUAAGGAAUUCUUUUCAGCUUUUGGUGCUGGCUGCAGUGUUGGGCUGGCCACGUAUCACAGUAUAUCAAGCAUUAUAGAGAAAGACAAAAAUUUUCUUCUUUGUGUAGCUCUCCUAAUGCACUCUUUAUUUUACUACAGAAAUUAUUUUAGAGUUUUUGUAUAGACUUCUUUAGUAGUCUGUUUCUAAAAUGGAAAUGUAUUUCAAUAAGCGGUGUAAUUUUUUCAGUGUAGCUGGACCUAUGUUGUAAAAUAGAAAAAAAUUUUUAUAAUCAUCAAAAUGUGAUUCUUAAAGAUGGAUAUAACUUCUAUAGUUCAAAAUUAUUCUUACAUCCGUACAACGCAAAGGUGCUUCAGAGACUAGAUGUAUCUGAGAGGGUCUCCAGACCAGGUUACUACAAAAAUGAGGUUUUGCUUUCAGAACUUAGCAUAUGUUCUUGGUAGUUUUGAUUCCCUACUUAAUACUUAAAUGCCUGUUAGGCUCACUGACGUGCUCCUGUCCUCCGUGUUUCAUUUGAUUUAGUCAGUGCGUGAAGUGAACUGAGUUGCAGAGGGUUGGGCCUUGUUCUAGGGAGGUCACCUAAGAGCUGGCAUGUUUUGAAAAUCUGAGUAAAGCUGUUCACCAUCAAGAGGAGGAAGUAGUGGAGAUUGUUUCAUUUCAGUCACACCUAUUGCUCACGUCCUUUUAUGGGAUGACAGAUUAAGUCUCCUGUAAUACACUGCCCAUUUUGAGGUUGCUUUAUUUUUUUAGAAUUGUUGUAAGAAGAUAAAAUAGUAAACUGAAAUCACAAACAAUGUUGCUGAUAGUGACUGAAGAGAAAUUGGGUGAGAACACAAAUUGGACACGAGUUUUAAACUAUCGGUUAUAUCACUGAAUAUAUCCACAACUUUGAGCUAUACUAACACGAUUUAACUUGUAGUGAGGGAAACUCCGAAGUUCUGCUGCUCUGUUUUCUGCAAAUAAUUACGUGAUCCUGUCGUUCAUAGCUGGUAAGGACAGCAGCCCUCCAAUACCUUUUAGGCAGGUUAGUUUUUUAAAGUUUGGGGAACUUCAAAAGAGAAUGGUCAAUCAGGAGCCUGUUACAGGAAAGGCUGAACAGAAGGACUCACACGCUGGUUAUAUUUAACUGAUCAGUUGAUCCAGACCUGACUCAGUACAGCUAACUAACACUUUUGUAUUUCUUCAUCUUAGAGAACUGAGUUCUAGCCAAGGCUAGAUCUCUCUCUUUUCAUUUUUUAUCUUCAAAUUCGUUCAUUCCUCCUUUUUUCCAUGGGCUAUUGAAUCAUUGCCUGAAUCGGAAUCCUGGCUUUUAUUUAUUUUUAAUUUUUAAGUUAAAUGUGCAGAUAUGCUUCAAGCACUUUUCUGGCUGAUUAACUCUGUGGUAAGAGAGAAAAUGGAACUCUUUCGAUUGAAGCUAAGUUACUAUUUUAAAAAUAUCACAUUCUCUAUUAGUAUUUUGGUUUAAUAUUUCCAGAUUUCUUCCUUCUGAUUAUUGCCUUUGUCUUCUAUAGUGAGCAUAGGAAAAUUUUGGAAUGAGGCAGAGAAGUACCUCAGACAUACUUUUCUUCCUGUUUUGGAUGUCGGUUUUAAAGAAUGUUAGUAUUUGGUAUACCUGGGUAUAUCCAGGUACCCAAGCCAGCAAGGAAAGUUAAUUCUUUGCUUAUGACUGUUAUAUAUUUAGUAGCUACUGCUCCCCUCCCCCCAGUCUCCUUUGCAUUCCAUGACCAGUUUGUGAAUCUACAUUUUUACAUAGACAUGUCACUAUUUCAUGAUCAAGCCUGUUAUAUUAAAAUGGUUGGGGGGGGAAAAAGAUGUAAAUUAUACCUCAGUUAAUUGGCUAUAUCUUAUUUUGUUCUAAAUAAAUUUACAGUAUUAGGCAGCAAUUCCGAAUUCUAGACUUGAGAUCACUGAAUCAACCAUUUAAUUUAAUGAGGUGUACUAUAAUUAUACACUGGAAAAUUCAGGUAGUCAUCUUUGAUUUUUACAUUCAAGUGAAUAUAGCCAUAAGAAAAUAUCUGCUAUAUAGGAAAACAAAAGUAUUAAGCAAAUAAUCACCACCAUCCUUAACAGAAGCAAAAAGGAUUUUUUUAAAAAUCGGCAUUGUCACACAGUAUAAUUCUUACUGAAAGUGUUGUGGAACAGUCUGUAAACACCUAGUUUUUUUCCCCUGACUUAGGACUUGUGGUCUUCAGGAGAACUGCUCAGAAACUUAAUGACUCCUUAUCAGUGUCGUAUUAAAUGUGAAUAAUGAAAUGCAUUAAGAAUCUUCAUGACAUUAAUGCUUCCGAAUAUAAGAACUGCAGGAUUAAGCCUUAAACAUACGUAUCGUCAGGUUUAACAUGCUCAAAACUCAGACUCAGGGUUGAAAAUUUGGUUGGGGUCCUUUACGACGAUAAAAGGUGCGUUACAUGGCAUGUUCCCUCCCACAUACGCUACAGCAUCCUGUGACUUCUUCAGAACUUAUCACCUACUUGCUAUCUGUUUGUGAAUAGAAGACCUAUGGAGCAGUUUGAGUUCUCAGCCUUUAUCUGUACUUAUGUCAGUCUUUUAAAGACAACAAAGGCCACAUUUCAGCAUUAUAUUGAUAUCAGUUGAGGCUGUCUCCCAUUACUUAAUUGUACUGUCUUCAAAGGCUUGUAUCAUUGCUAGGAGUAAGACCUAUUUGAGGAAAAUUCACAGGGACUUUUUUGAGUUGACGUUGCAUUUUUGUGUCAUUGCAUCUCAUUAUUCUUUUCUCAUUGAUUUAUCAUUCAAAUAUAAACUCUUCUUGGCCUUAAUGAAAGGCUACUGCUUUAUCAAAUUGUGUCAGGUAGGCUCAUGCUGAGUUAGAUUUUAAAAUUUGAAUAAAGAAGAUGAACAGCUUAAAUGCAUGUGGCUUCGUUUCCACAUAUAUUUGUGAUUUAAUUCUUAUUUUUAGCAAGCAGGGGAGGCUUCCACAUAAAACUUAACCAUAGUUCAAAGAAACCUUUGCAAUUCAGUUACUUAUACUUUUAUAGUCCACCAUUUACAUGAACUGUUUUAAAUUAAUGACUGAGCAUGGACGUUACCAUAGUUGUACCAUCUUUCUAAAGCUACACUUGCUGGAAAUACCUUUUAUUGUGGUAGAACUCUCCUAUAAUUUGAUUGUCCCUCAGUGUCCUUCCUCACUGAAGGCAAAAUGCUCUGAAGAGAUGCUUGUAAACUUUGAAUUUCUUACUUCCUGAAAAAUUUUUUUAAAGUUUUUAUGUUUACUGAAAGGAUGUGUAUGUCUAGUUUUAUUUUGAUUUCACUGGAAGUUUUAAAUUUUGAAAAAACAAAGCAGAGAUAGAAAUCCAUUGCUAAUGUAUAUAUAUUUACGCCAUCUUGCAGAUUUCAGUUAGUAAAACAGAAUGGUGGGUGGGUUUUAAUGUUUUUUUUAAAAAAAGCUAAAAUUAGAGAAACCCUUCUGUUUGAGCUACUGUAUAGAAAAGACAACUUUUAUUGCAUUGCCGACUCACGUGAUGAGCAUUUUGAUGCUGUCCUAGACAGUAUGGGAAGUAUUUAAUGCAAAAGGGGAUGUUACAUUUAAAAAUUUUAUCAACUAUCUACCAUUAAAAAAUCAACUCACUUUAAUUCUUCCAACUGUAAAAUUGAACAAGCAAAUAUUGGGUUUUAAUUUUCCUUUGUCUAAACCAAGAUAGGAAAUUUCUCAAAAGAUCCUUUUUUCAGGAGCGAAAGGUCAUAAGCCAUUAGAGAUAGUGGCAUUAUUAUGCAAUAACAGCACCCUAACUAACUAACCUGCUCCUGUUAUCUGUAGCAUGUGUAAUAAAUAAUGACCUUUCAACCCUGAACACUACCUCGAUAAAGCAAACCAGAGAUCCUCUCUAUACUUUCUAUGGAAGCCAUAAAAGUUGCCAUCAAUAUAUCCACUUUACAGUUCUAUACUUUUAUACUCUCUAGACUUUUUAUAGACUUUACGAUCAGAUCUUUUUGUCUUAGAGGAUAGGUUUUGCAAGAUUCAAAGGAAAGUCAAAUUCCUUGGUUGUCCCAACUUUAAAGAUAAUGUACCAUUUCUCAAAUUCUCCAUUUAAGUCAAAACUAUUUUGCAGAGUUGCAUAUCAGGAAAACAAACUUCUCUUUCUUGUUUCUUAAGUAGAAGCUACAUUCUUGUAAGAAACUACUUAUGAAGUAGAUUUCUAACUUGAUGCUCUAUGUGUUAUUCAAUAACGUAUGUAUUGUCACAAUGUUCCUGGAGUUGUUUUUAUUUCUUUAUGGCAGAUAAGUGAGUAUACACCUCUCUUCUAAUCCUCUGUUUUCUCACUGCAGCUUCAGUGUCUCUCACUCUGUUCUUGAGUGCCUUCAAAAAGCCAGCAUCCUGGAACAUUUUCUUCCUGGUCUAAAUCCUACCUCUGAUUAUUUCAUUCUCCAUGAGUAUUGGAAUUCACCCUUAUUCCAAUUGGUUUAGCUCUACAGACUAGGUGUAAAACCUUGGAUAUUAAUUUUGAACGUAUUUGUUUUGUUCUCCCAUGUCAUUUAGAUUACAUUUUUAACUUUUAUUUAUAUCUUAUUUCUUCACAUAUUACAGCUCUAAUGAUGAAAGAUUUUAUCCUUAUCUUACUCUUUGCUUUCUUUUCUUUUGCCGGAAACGAGACGUUCCUUUAAGAUGAAAGGUCAUUGCGUAUCUCUUUUGGACAUCUUCUUCUCAUCUUAAGUCUUCCUAAAUGCCUCCCCUUUCUGAGGAAGGGAUCCUGACUGCUGCUGUUGCUCUGCCCUGUUCCCACCUGGUCUCUCUCCCCAAGAACAUUUUGUAAGGUUGUACCCAAUUCUUUUUUUGUAUUAAUUCAGAAUUGCUCUGUGUUUAUCAGAAGUCCUUUAUUGAUUCUUGAUCUCUCUCAUCCCCAUUUCCCUCAAAAACCUCCAGUUACUUGAUUUUCUAGUUUUUCUCAUUUAAUUAAUUUUCAAAGUAUGAUUAAUAUAAUAUGUGAAGGGUAUAAUAAAAAGGGGGUUGCAGUGUGUUCUCCAUGUGAUAUGAGUAUCUUAUUGAGAAAACAUUUUAGCAAUUGGCUCAUCUUUCACAGCCAAAAUUGAAUUUGUGCUUUGUAACCAGUCCCUUGCUCCCUUUUGGUUCUCCUCCAAAACCGAAAACAAAUGAAACUCUUUAAAAUGAGAAAAUUUGAUUAUGUUGUUGUGGUGGUGUUUUUUGUUUGUUUUGUUUUAAGUGAAUGAAAGAAUGCUAUUGGGUAUUUUGGCCUUAGUCAAAAUCUUUUCUUACUGACUUAAAAUCUCACGUCUCUUUUCUUAAAGCUAAUAAUACUCAGGUUUUCAAGACUGACUAACCACAUGAGAGUGGGAGUCUUAAGAAGGCAGCUCUUAAUAAAUUCAUAAUCUUUUGUUCUUGUGAUAGCUUGUUUUUGGUUGGACAGUGCAAAAUUGUGAGAAUUGGCUAUGUUUGAUAAUGAAUAAAUUCAGCACAUUUGAAGGCUAUUUGGGAAGACUAGUUUACAAAAUGCAAAAGAUAGAUUUCUAUGUUACAGAAGUAACAAAGAUUUCUUGUUGUUUUAAAAUACUUUUUGCUUUAAUUUGCCUUGCUUUUCCCCCACUAAUGACCUAGAAAUAGAUCUCUUUCAGGUAGUAACUGGCUACCUACAAUAUCUAAAAUUUGUGGCUUUUCCCUUCAGAGUCCCAGACAAUAAACCAGUGGAGAGCCAUCCUUGGUUCACAUUCUUUGAGACAGACUGUUGACUUGUUUUAUAUCUUUAAUAGGAAACCUUUGGUACAAGUAUCAGAGAGAGUCCUUAUCCCUAAGAAAUGUCCCCCAGAUUUCCACUUCCAGGUUACUUUCACACUAGUGACUUCAGCAUCUCUGGUGAGGUCAGGGAUCUCACAAAUUAUUUGAAAGGGACUUUGGAAGGUGUAGAAAGUAGGCAUGGGACAAGAAUGGGUAGAAGCUGAAUUUUGCUUAACUUCAAAAGGAAACUGAGUAACUUGCAAUGCUAGCUGAUUUGAUCAACUAAAGAGCCUGUCUCUGUACUGGCUGUGCCAAAGAAUCUAAUUGUUUCUGAAUACUAGCUCCUCUGAAUGAACACAGCAUCCUACCUACCUGUUUUUACAGCUGACAGGGACCGUGUGAUCAGAAGGACUGAGACUCCAACUCACUUCCUGCACGGGACUCAAGACUGUGCUUGAUUGCUUUUUAAAGUUGGUGGGAAGUAGUUUAUUCUCCUAGAACCUCUAACCUUCCUAGAAAUACCUUUUCUACGCUUGAUUAUUCAUCUUAUUACUGGGUUAAAAAAGAAACUGUGGCAUAAUUUUGAUGUUUACUUCUAAAGUUGUAUCCCGAGCCUCCGAAAAUCUGAUGGUUUUCUCAAUCUUCCGUGAUAAGUUUCAAUACGUGUUUUAUUUAUUUCUAGACAUGGGCUGUGUGAUUCUCUUUCAUCAGCAGUACUGGCUUUGUCCACAAGGGAGCAAUAAAGUACUAUAGCUUCUUUAUGCUCCACCUUUUGAAGAAAGAUGCCACUUCUAAAUCUCUUUUAUACGAUAUCCUCUCUCAGCUCAGUGCUUCUUUAUAUAUUUUGAUUUUUAAGACAUUUCCCCCCAUAACUAAGUGCAGUCAUUGCCCAGCCCACAGCAAAAAUUGAUGUGAAGGCCCGGAGUGCCUUGGAUUCAUAAAGUGGGUCAGGUAUCUAAAUAGCUUGUUAAAUAACAGUGCCUGGAGAUUAAAAUCCAGGACCUUUCCAUGGAGGAUCCAUCAUGUGCUAAGUGCCAGAGCAGGAAGGCUACUGUCCUUACUUUCUUCCAAGGCUCACCCCCACCACAGACUGUCACAUCUCUGAGAAGGACGAGAGAGACAGGGCUAAGUGUGGAGUAUGAGUGAGGAAAUGCUUUGUCUUCUCUGCUCCAGAUGGAUUAUCUGUUACACCAGGGAGCAAGUCAUCGAGGUCACACACUGCAUUCUGACCUGUGGGAGGUCCCCUGCAGCAGGUACUCCUCCACGUGCAAAUUCCGGUUUGGUGCUUCCUGUCUUGGGGCUCCUUCUCUGGCAGAAUCAGUCACUGGAGCAUCUUCCCAGUAAGCAGGUCAGUAAUCAGCUGAGGGGAAACACCAGAAGUAAAUAUUUAACCUAUAGAGCCAGGAGGUAUUCAUACCUGGAAUGGCUUUCUUAACUGAUUUCUGCCUGAUCCCCUUUCCCCAAGCCAAGUCUGACCCUGAGCAAUACUAGCCACAGGUAGAUAGUGGUGUCUACUCAUAACUCCAACACUUGACAAAAACCAAAACUGAAGCUGUGAUUGGUCUAGGUAGCAGGUGGUCAGGUGUAAUUUGUUUAUUUUUGUUGUUCCCUACAGUACUGAAAUCACUUGCACUUUUCCUCAUUUCUUAAAAAAAAAAAAAAAAUCCAGUUUGCUUGCCAGGAAUUGUUUAGCAUUAGGUUUACAAAGCUUGUUGUUGAAUGUUGAUUAUUUGUCCAAAGGAGUUUGACAAAACAGAAGCUGCUUGGUCCCUGUUCUGCCUGCUAGGUCAUAAGGAUUAAGGCCACGUGGCUGGGGUACUUAUGUCAAGUCCAGAAUAGGGCAGUGUCCCUCUCCUACCUCUCUGCGGAGACACAAUUGAAGGUCAGGUUGGACUUAGUGUAGGGCGGGUACCUCUCAUGCUGCACAGAAGUUUAGAGGAGUCUUUCAGUUGUGGAGGUGACAGGUAGGUAGCACAGGGUCUCUUAAGAUGGGAAGGAUACCAGGGAGAGGAGAGAUGCUUGGCCCCAGGGAGUUGCAGUGAAGUGGAACUGAGCUCCCCUCCUGAAUCUCCAAACUAGCCCACUUUGCUUAGCUUCCCUGAGUCACUUUUUUCCAGCAUCCUGUCAGAUCCCUCAGUGUACUGAUUUUCCCCCUUGUGUUAACUAUUAUCAAUAUUUUUUUUUUUUUUAGCAAUUGAAAUGCACUUUUUUUUUAUUAUUUCAACUCAAUCAUGAUUUUAAGUAUAAAAAAUUUAUAGAUUGUUUAAACUACUUUUUUGUGUAUUUUUAACCACUCGAUGUAGCAUUGUAUAUUUUAUUCUUGUGAGACUCUGGUACAAGGUGUGCCGCUUCAUGAUAUUCCGGAGAUGCUGGGCCUUUGGAUGUGUACGGUAACCAACUUAAUGCUAAUGUUCAAAGUAUAAAAAAAAAAAAAAGUAGCCAUAUCCAUUGUGUGUCCUUCUUUCUUCACUGCAUUUCUUCUUCACCCUUGGUUGACAACAUUGUGAGGCCUCCUUGUUUAAUGAAUUGCCUUUUUGAUGUAAGAGCAACAAUCCUGAUUUGCUAUCAGUUGUUGUUUCUCUGGUAAUGGUAAUGGGCUGCCUCAGCCCACAAACCCUGCCCAGCCUCUUUAUGAAUGAU